GCACCCAUCCGCACCAACCGCUGGGCGUGUCCCCAUUGCCCCUACGUCCAGCACAACCGUCGCUCUCCCGACCUCAAGCGCCAUAUCGAAACGCAUACGCUUGGUGUGGAUGUUGCGAUGUGGGUGUGCUGUGGGGUAUACGCGUUGGACGCGUUGGAUCAGGGCGUUUCCGUGGAGGUCGUGCGGCAAGGGCACAUCAUGGACUUUGAUGGGGUACCGAUGAUUGGGGGAUGCAUGAAGACGUUCAGCAGGAAGGAUGCACUGAUCCGGCAUUUGAAGGCGCAGAAGGGCAAGUGCUUUGGGGAC
Messenger RNA from Dichomitus squalens LYAD-421 SS1, 306 nucleotides. RefSeq lists its product as uncharacterized. The record is from RefSeq and is a predicted model, not a curated record. The transcript has a single exon. NCBI's taxonomy places the organism in Eukaryota, Fungi, Basidiomycota, Agaricomycetes, Polyporales, Polyporaceae. The annotation marks the transcript as partial.